AUGUUCCUAUCAAGAGCAAAGGAGGAGAGUACAGACACACUUGCUGUUUCAGCCCUCGCUACUUGCUUCGUUUAUCUUCUGCUUGGCAAAUUAGGCGGCACUGACCCAUGUUUGUAUGUCAUUCAUCACGAGACCAUAAUUCGGGCCAUUGAGUUGACCCAUCUCCCUAGAGAUUUUCUCAGCUGGUCUACUGAGUCACUUAGCUCCUCGACACAGUCAUGCAUAGCGGCAACCUCUCUAGGUUUCAUUCCAUGGCUUUGUGACAGCUUAACCAUCAUAGUGGAUGUUGACCGGGCAGUGUUGAGAGAAACAGAGAGAGCAGUCUGGGCUAGAAGCUUUGGAUCUGUUCGAAUGGCACUUGAAUGGCUUGAGAGUGAGUUGAAACAGAGUUUAGGAUAUGUUGUUGCACUGCAAGAUGUUUUAAUGAACUCAGUGCUGGUCGUUCCGGCUGGAAUGCGAGCAGCUGAGUUUGAGUUUAUCUGGGAAGUGAAGGCAAGUAGGAGGAGAAAAGCUGUGAGAAAAUUGUUAGAGAAUGAGCCUUCCAUGUCUCUCCCUUUCUUUCUGUCUCACAAACAGCCUAAAGCUAGUGGAAUGAUGAAAAUGGGAGGGAAAGGAUCCAAAUUUAUAGAAAAAUCUUGA
Ilex paraguariensis (yerba mate) is the source of this 639-nucleotide messenger RNA. NCBI's taxonomy places the organism in Eukaryota, Viridiplantae, Streptophyta, Magnoliopsida, Aquifoliales, Aquifoliaceae. The record is from the annotation of a GenBank genome assembly.